Molecule: messenger RNA, 573 nt
Organism: Colletotrichum tamarilloi
Lineage: Eukaryota; Fungi; Ascomycota; Sordariomycetes; Glomerellales; Glomerellaceae
Exons: 1
Coding region: 1-573 (190 amino acids)
Source: RefSeq, a predicted model, not a curated record
AUGGUUAUCAGACGUCCAUUAUGGCCGUCGACGGCUCGAACUGUCCCGAGGACGGCAACUCAACAGACUCCCCUUCCUCAUUCCUGGACUCAGAAGCUUUUGACCUGGAAGCAAUGGAUUCAAGACUCCCAGCCAAAGUACGAGGCUAAUCCUGCUGCCACCUGGGUUAGGAUUUUUGAGAAGGUUGGCCUCGAAUAUCUUGAUAACCCAAAAUACAAAAGCCACCUGCAGUUAGUUACCGCGGACUAUCUCCCAGAUGAUCUUAUUGCUGCUCCUGCGUAUGGACAGGUUGGAGCUAUCAUUGCAGCUGCAGCAGCGACAGGUGCUCAAGUCAAGAUGACUGACGACAAGUCUCUUUACCCAGUAAUUCUUGGGCGGCAAUUCCAGUUCGACUUUCGGCAGCACCCUACCCUUGGUACUAUCGGUGCAUACGCACAGUUUACCCAGAGAGACCGCGAUGGGAAACCAUACGCAGAUACAAGUUCCAGCUCGAGAAACAUGAAUUUAGAAGAUUCCCCGCCACCAGGAAAGCUGGCGAUGGCCACAACACUGUCGCGGCGAGAUUUGUCUUGA